CCAUAAGUACCUCGAUUGGACAAUGGUCAUUAUACGUCACCUUUUAGGUGUAAGUUUAAUGAAUAUUCAUAUAUUUCGAAAUUAUUUUUGAAAUGUUCCAAAAUGGCCGAUCAUUAAUGUACGAUAUUUUAAUUAACAGAGUAGUAUUUUCAAUUCUUACGUGCUAUAAUUUUCAAAAAAUUGCAGCUCUUUGACACUUUUUUGCUAAAACUGCUGGAUAUAUUUACCAUCAUAAGGAAAUUAUUUCUGCAUUGAAACAAUUAAAAUGAAAUACUCUUGCAAAUUCCGUGACCUAACAGAAAUAAUUUCCAAAAUUCAAUUCCACUGAAAUGGACAUAAAUGGAAGAUACGUUCCAAAAGAUUUAUUACUUUGAAAGAGAAAAAUGAACAUUAGUUCUUUUUCUGAAAAUUCUUCAUCCAGACCAACAUCGUUCUUUAUAGAGGAUAUCUUGUUAAACAAACCAAAGACAAUGUGCCGUGCAGAAAUAAACCACGGACUCUUCCGUCCCGGUAUACCAGAAUACGGAUUCCAAUGCAUUCCGGGAACUCAUCUUUUGUAUCCUCAUCAAGUAUUACAAGCACAGAACUUUCUACACAAGCAUUCAGACCACCCGUUCCUGAUACCAACGGCUGGAUUUCCUCUGAAUCCGUUAUUCCAACACGACAGUCCAGGAAAACAUUGCCGACGAAGGAAAGCUCGGACAGUAUUUAGUGAUCAACAACUCAAUGGUCUAGAAAAGAGGUUCGAAACUCAAAGAUAUCUUUCUACACCGGAGAGGGUAGAAUUGGCAGCACAACUGAGCUUAUCAGAAACACAGGUAAAGACAUGGUUCCAGAAUAGAAGGAUGAAACAUAAAAAACUUCAGAAAAAGCCACUCGAUUCUUCAACUGACACCAACAACCAAUCAGAUGAACAUUCUAGAGAUUGUGAUACACCAGAAUCAAACCCAGAAGACAAUUAUUUCAAACACCCCGCAAGUUUUCCAUUUAGUCAUUUUAAAUCUAGUGCUUCGACGAUAUCAGUGCCAAAUAACCAACAACAUGACGAAUCGGAACCGGAAGAGGAAAUAGAUGUCGUGGAAACGGAUCCUGAUGAAACAACAUGAAGAAAUCACCUGUGUGUUUUAAUCGUUGUCAGUCGUUAGAUCGUCUAUAUCAGAGAUAUACGAAUGGACAUUGAUAGUGCUUCCAGUUCACGUGCUACGAUUUAUACAAACAAUUUUAAACUAGCAAAACGAAUGGUACGUUCUGGAAAUUCCGAAUGUUGCAGUGCAAUGAAGUAAUACAUUAUAGAAAUUCCGAAUCUUUAAGCAAUGGCCAAUAUUCCUUUGUGUACUUGUCAAUGUGACAAGAUUUAUGUGUUUUCUUUUAGAUUUAUAAUUUAUUGACAUAUAUUGUAAUCAGUGUGGUUACAUUCUUUUUGUUAUCUUAUAUAUGAAAUAAAUAAAUUUGUUGUCCGAUAUGAA
Mytilus trossulus (common blue mussel) is the source of this 1466-nucleotide messenger RNA. RefSeq names its product brain-specific homeobox protein homolog. Gene Ontology annotation, molecular function: DNA-binding transcription factor activity, RNA polymerase II-specific; DNA binding. The record is from RefSeq and is a predicted model, not a curated record. Gene Ontology annotation, biological process: regulation of DNA-templated transcription. The transcript has 4 exons. The coding region runs from base 384 to 1106 and encodes 240 amino acids. NCBI's taxonomy places the organism in Eukaryota, Metazoa, Mollusca, Bivalvia, Mytilida, Mytilidae.